Rana temporaria (common frog) is the source of this 1109-nucleotide messenger RNA. Its product is annotated as class I histocompatibility antigen, F10 alpha chain-like. Gene Ontology annotation, biological process: immune response. The transcript has 4 exons. Lineage: Eukaryota; Metazoa; Chordata; Amphibia; Anura; Ranidae. The record is from RefSeq and is a predicted model, not a curated record. Gene Ontology annotation, cellular component: external side of plasma membrane. Bases 108 to 989 code for a protein of 293 amino acids.
CCCCUCCUAUCAGAAAAGGUCAGAAUGGCGGCCAAACUUCAGCAGUAUUCCUGACGCUCUGGGAGUUCUCGGCUGGGCCUACAAUAUAUUACACCCGCAGAGUGAAGAUGACCCCCCUUAUCCCAAUUUUCCUGAUUACCGUGGUGUCAGGAGUGUGCUGUGACAAUCACACAUUGCAGUAUUAUAUCACAGCGGCCUCAGAAUUUGGUCAGACAGAAUUUUCGAUCGUUGGAUACAUAGAUGAUGUACAGAUUAUGCUGUAUAGGAGUGACGUUGGCCGAGAUAUUCCAGUGGUUAACUGGAUGAAGAAGGAAGAAGAAAAAUACUGGGACGAUCAGACAGUGAUUUCUAAACAAUUGGAACGUGUAUUUAAAGAUAUGUUGAAGAAAACUAUGGAACGCUUCAAUCAGACUAGAGGGAUCCACUAUUGCCAAUGGAUAUCGACAUGUAAGCUAAAAGAUGAUAACAGCACCUCGGGGACUACGUUUAUUAGAUAUGAUGGAAGAGAUUUCAUCUACCUGGAUAAAGAAAAGGAGUUCUGGAUAUACACCAUGGAUGAGGCUGAGCUCACCGCAAAAGAAUGGAACAACCCUGAGAGUCCUAAUACAAAAUGGGGACAUUUACAGAGCAGAUAUCUGGACAGUGAAUGUAUACAUGAUUUAAAAGUGUUCCUUGAACAUGGGAGAGAAGAUCUGGAGAAAAGAGUUCGUCCAGAGGUGAAGGUGUGGGGUCAUCGUCAGUCGGAUGAUGUGACCAGACUUCAUUGUCUGGUGUACGGGUUUCACCCCCGACCUGUGGAAGUGAAAUGGGUGAGGAAUGGGGAAGACCAUAUUCCUUCAGAUGAAAUGACUCAAAUUCUCCCCCAUCCUGAUGGCACCUAUCAGAUCAGAGUCAGUGUGAAAGUGCCAACAAGUAAUGGAGACACUUACUCCUGUCAUGUGGACCACAGCAGUCUGGAGGAGAUUAUGAUUGUGAAUUGGGGUGAGUGAAACAGAGAACACUAAUGCCUUGUUCACACGGUCGGACUUUUGACUGUACAAAAGUCCACUGUGAGUCCGUCAGAAGUCCAAUGGAAAGAAAGAGAACAGGUUCUCUAUCUAAGGUCCGUG